This is a messenger RNA of Ceraceosorus bombacis, 717 nucleotides long. The record is from the annotation of a GenBank genome assembly. NCBI's taxonomy places the organism in Eukaryota, Fungi, Basidiomycota, Exobasidiomycetes, Ceraceosorales, Ceraceosoraceae.
AUGGGUCCGUUCACAGCAGGAUCAUUGUCAGGUAUGCGACAGAGCUUAGGGCUGAUGCGCUCCUCCUCUUCCUCCCUCCCUUUCUCUCUCGCUCCUGCAAAUGUCCGGGCAUUCCACCAAACGGUGCUGCGGGCAGGUGUUCAAAUCGAGCGAAUCACUCCCGGUGAUGGCAAGACUUUUCCUCAAAAGGGACAAACCGUCUCCAUCCACUACACUGGCACGCUGGAGAAUGGAAGCAAGUUCGACUCUAGCCGUGACCGCGGAUCGCCUUUCCAGGUGAGACAUUUGCGUUGAUGCUCACAAUCCUUCCGCAGCACAUGUGCUGAUCAUCUUUGCAUCAUUACCAUGCGUUUCGAAUGGUAGACUGCCAUCGGCGUAGGCCGUGUGAUCCGAGGUUGGGAUGAGGGUGGUGAGUGGUAGAGCCAAGAGUGCUGGUAAGCAUGAAGGCGUCGCUUUUAUGCUUCUUCUCACACGCGACUCUCUGCAGUCCCUCAACUGAGCGUUGGCGAGCGCGCCAAGCUCACCAUCACUCCUGACUACGGCUACGGUGCUCAGGGCUACCCCGUGAGUUACCCUUGGGUUAGGCGCUCAAUGGCCGGGUAGCCUUCACGUACGAGGCUAACUUGUCCUCUCUCGCCUUCAUGCCUCCCACUCCAGCCUGUCAUUCCUGCCAACAGCACCCUCAUUUUCGAUGUUGAGCUGCUUGCUGUCCAGUAA